Topomyia yanbarensis is the source of this 3864-nucleotide messenger RNA. RefSeq lists its product as uncharacterized. The transcript has a single exon. Gene Ontology annotation, molecular function: zinc ion binding; nucleic acid binding. Bases 1 to 3864 code for a protein of 1287 amino acids. Gene Ontology annotation, biological process: DNA integration. The record is from RefSeq and is a predicted model, not a curated record. NCBI's taxonomy places the organism in Eukaryota, Metazoa, Arthropoda, Insecta, Diptera, Culicidae.
AUGGCGUCAUCUGCAGGCUUGAAGCCGCCUAGGCCGAUUGUGUUGGGGGAAAACAUGGCCGCCCAAUGGAAAAACUGGAUUCGGCAAUACUUGUGGUUUGCUACAGCAACGCAGCUGUCAGAUAAGCCGGAGGAGGUACAGGCAGCAACGUUCAUGAGCGCGAUAGGAGAAGAUUGUGUGCGGAUAUACGAUACGUUCUGCCUGCGUCCGGAAGAAGAACAAAGUGUUGAAAUAAUCAGAGCGAAAUUUGAUCAGUAUUUUACGCCAAAAUCGUGUAUCACGUUUGAGCGGUACAACUUCAAUCAAAUCGUUCAGCGGGAAGAUGAACAGUUUGACAAUUUUGUUACGCGAGUUAGAGAGCAGGCAAAAAAAUGCUCUUUCAGUGUGCUUCACGAUUCCCUUGUAAAAGAUCGAAUCAUAAUCGGAAUCAAAUAUCUUAGCUUAGUGCCACAGCUGUUAAACGACGAUUUAACCCUCCAAAAAACUAUUGAGCUCUGCCGUAAUUUUGAGUUGACGGCGAUGCAAUCAAAGGCAUUGGUUGGGGAAGCCAAAGUGGACAUUGUGAAAACGGCGAAGCAAAAGUUGAUUGGUGGUCGAUCUGACGAAAAGGAAGAAGUUUUCCAGUGCAAAAAGUGUGGAAGAAAGCACACGAAGCGAUCUUGUCCCGCUUUCGGUAAAACUUGUAGAAAAUGUGGAUCGUCUAAUCAUUUUGCUGCUAUGUGCAAAUCGAAAAGUGUAGUGCACUCGAUACAACACUCGGAGAAGAAUGAAAUUGAUUCCGAUGAAGACUCGGACGAAUUAUUUAUCGGUUCAGUGGAAAGUUCAGGAAAUGAUAAAGAUUGGUUUGAAAUUGUGAAAGUACACAACAAGAAGUUUUCGGUAAAGCUAGACUCGGGUGCCCACUGCAACGUUGUUCCAUUAUGGUUAGUAAAGCAGCUGAAGAUCAGUCUACGGCCAUCCAAAACUAAGUGGCUUGUGUCGUUUUCAAACCAUCGGUUGCAAGUACUUGGGGAAAUUGAUCCUGUGUGCCGAAUUAAGAACAAGGAUAGCAUUAUCACGUUCAAAGUAGUAGAAGAAUCUGUAGUACCAGUGCUUGGUAAAGAAACGUGUAUUGCUCAAAGAUUGAUUGCACGAGUGGAUGCUGUUCAUGUAUUGGAUGAUACAUUGUAUGAAGGACUAGGCUGCCUGAAGGACUAUGUGUACGAUAUUGACCUGAUCUCAAACCCUCAGUGGGAAGCGACGCCAGCGCGUCACGUUCCGCAUAGCAUCAGAGCAGCAGUGAAAAAUGAGUUGGAUUCUAUGGAGCGCCUCGGAGUUAUCGAAAGGAUUCACGCCCCAACCCCAGUUGUCAACGCAAUGGUUUUGGUUAAACGGAAUGAAAAGAUACGCAUUUGCAUUGACCCAUCGCAGGUAAACAAAAAUUUAUUGAGACGGCACCAUCCUCUUACCACUGUAGAAGAGAUAGCGACCCGAUUAACAAAUUCGAAAUGUUUUACAAUCCUUGACUGUAAAAAGAGGUUUUGGCAGAUAAGGGUUACAGAAAGAACGUCCAAAUUUUUAGCUUUUGGUACUCCUUGGGGAAGAUAUGUCUGCAAGCGGUUACCUUUUGGGCUUGCUUCAGCUCCGGAAGUGUUUCAAAAAGUUAUGAACGACACACUGGAAGGCAUUGAAGGGGUAGAAAUUUCCAUGGAUGACAUUCUCAUUCACGCUGAUAGGAGUGAGAAACUGGCCAAAAUAACGGAGAAAGUUGUGAAAAGAUUGCAUUCGGCUGGGCUGAAACUGAACAGGGAUAAAUGUUCGUUUAAUCAAUCUAGUGUAAAAUUUUUGGGUCAUAUAGUCACGGACGGAGGAUUGAAAGCAGAUCCCGAAAAGUUGGAGGCUGUUAUCAAACUCAAAACACCUUCGAACAAGUCUGAGCUACAAAGGGCAUUAGGAAUGAUAACCUACAUGGGAAAGUUUGUGCCUAACUUAUCAGAUGUCACAGUUCCGCUAAGAUCACUGUUGGCCAAAGAUGUUGAUUGGGACUGGGGUUGUGAGCAAGAGAAUGCGUUCCAGAAAAUCAAAACUCUGAUGCAAUCACCACCAAUACUCAGGUAUUAUGAUGUGAAUCUACCAGUAACGCUUUCAGUAGAUGCGAGCUCCCAUGCUCUAGGAGCCGUACUACUACAACAGGGUCGCCCAGUAGCAUAUGCGUCUAAGGCUUUAACGCCUUCGGAGUUGAAUUACCCUCAAAUUGAGAAGGAAGCUACCGCCAUACGGUUCGCUUGCUCAAAGUUUCAUCAAUAUAUAUACGGGAAAAAGUUGACCAUUGAAACUGAUCAUAAACCAUUAGAAUCUAUAUUCCGAAAACCUCUUGAUAGGGCUCCUCCCCGCCUACGUAGAAUAAGAUUAGAGGUAGCCCAAUAUGACCCCACAGUCGUGUACAUCAAGGGAACUAACAUUCCGAUCCCGGACAUCUUGAGCCGUGAUGUCGAUAACUCUUCCACUGCUAACAAUGAAGAACAAUUAGAAGUACUUUUGAUAUUACAGAUAACCAAAAACGCUAGCGCGGAGCUUAAGCACCACACCGAAGCGGACUUUGAGAUGCAAUCUCUGAAAUCAAUCAUAAUCCAAGGCUGGCCGGAAACGAGAAACGAACUGUUGCCGGAAUUGCGAAAAUACUGGGGUUUUCGAGACGAAAUGGCAGUCUAUGAUGGACUUAUAUUCAAAUCAAAUCAAGUACUUAUUCCAAAAUCGCUAAGAAAAGCUAUGCUAGCGAAGGUGCACAGCGGGCAUUCGGGUAUCCAAAGCUGUAUUCGUAGAGCAAGACAAGUGUUGUUUUGGAUAGGCAUAGGUAGUGACAUCCAUGAUAUGGUAGAAGCCUGUACGAUUUGCCAACGUCAUCAACGUAAUAACACAAAAAAUACCAUUCUCCUGAAGGAUAUCCCAGGUCUUCCGUUCGAAAGAGUUGCCUCAGACCUUUUCCAUUUUAAGGGAAAGGAAUAUCUUCUCCUCGUCGACAGCUAUUCUGGGUUUUUCGACAUAAAACAAAUGCCAGAAACAACAUCCAAAAAGGUCAUCAAACAGUUGAAGGAAUGGUUCUCAGUUCAUGGUAUUCCCCAAGUUCUAGAAACAGACAAUGGUCCUCAGUACGUUUCUGCAGAUUUUCGUCAAUUUUGUAAUAAAUGGGGAUUUGAACAUCAAACUUCAAGUCCCCAUUUUCCCAGAGCAAACGGAUUAGCUGAACGGUACGUGCAAGUAGCCAAAUCAAUGCUAAAAAAAUGCAAUGACGACCAAUCUGACAUACGUCUAGCCUUACUACACAUGCGGAAUACACCUCGUAGCAGUUCUAUACCAUCACCCAAUGAAAGACUUAUGGGCCGUUUGGUGCGAUCAAAUAUGCCGAUGACACAGGAAGCGCUCAGACCUAGAGUAGCAGAGAAUGUUCAGCAUCUACUAGAACGUGAACGUGAGAUUCAAAAGGAUUUCGCAGAUAGAGGAAGCAUGAAACCACCACAGUUUAUUAAGCAGGAGAAAGUUCUCAUACAGGACCAAACAUCGCGAAGAUGGACACCGGGAACUGUAGUAAAACAACUGGAUGAAAACCGUUCGUACAUAGUGACCGAUGGUGAGAGAACAUUAAGAAGGAAUACUCAUCACUUACGCAAGCUACGCGGAGGUGAUCAGAAGGAAGAGAAUAUUCAAGAAAGCGUCCAACCAGCGGAAGUUGAUCCUGAUGAUAAUCGAAGCGAAAUAGCUGCUGAGACCAGCAACCGGAAUCAAAGCUCGUUACACUUCGAAGAAGAUGUAUCGGCAACACCUCGACUGACGCGCUCAGGACGCACAGUGAAACCUAAGAGAUUAAAUGAAUUUGAAUAUUAUUAA